ACCAUGGUAACCAAACGUGAGUUAAGUUAAAUAUUCAAACAGAAGAACUGUCGUACUGGAACUUAAACUACUCCGCGUUAUGUCUUUGCCGCUUUUACUUGGACAUUCCGCAAACAAACGUUUGGGGAAGGACAAGUUCCAUAAGUCCCAGCACUUUGACGUCCAUAAUGGUAUUCCCCUAUUGGUGGGGGCAGAGAAGCCCGGAAUUGGGGGAGAGCUUCUGAUUGGUCAGAAGAUUAAACCCAAAUAUUCAGUCUAUCCGGACGGACAAGGCGCUGCUCUACCUUCCUGGGUCGCCUUCGAUAAACAGGUUUUGAAGUUCGACGCAUACUUUGAGGAGGAUGUCCCUCAAAAUCGCCAUGAAACGCGGCGUGUCAGAAAGUGUCAAAUCUUCUUUUACCCUGAAGAUGACACCAUAAAGGUGGUAGAGCCUGAGCUUAAGAACAGUGGCAUCCCGCAAGGAACACUUAUUCGGCGCCACCGCAUCCCGCUGCCCCCUCCUGACGACGACCAGUUUUACAAUGUUUUUCAUUUUAACAUAAACCAGCAGAUGGUGCUCUAUUCCAGAACCUUUACCAUCACCAGCUGUGACCCGUUCACCAGGAACUUUAUCACCAGACUUGGUGUGAUUCUCAAUGAACCUUCAACUGUUCCUGACGAUCCCUACACUCGGCACCGCCAGCAGAUUGAAGACAGCAUGAAUCCAUUGCAUCCGUACGAGAGACAUGACACGCUGAAGCAGUUCCUGCUCCAUGACCGUCACAUCCUGCGUUUCUUCUGUCUGUGGGACGACACCGAGAGCAAGUCGAAUGACCGACGGGAGCUGGUGCUGCACUACUUCCUCUCCGAUGACACCAUCGAGAUCAGGGAGGUUUUUCCGCCAAACUCGGGACGAGACAACGUGUCCAAGUUCCUGCGACGCUGCAAAUUGCCAAAGAAAACUCAUGUCCAGAUGAAGCAGCCUGGGGAGAUCACAGACCGAACUGUCCUCAACGUCCUAGAGUCCAAACGCCGGGGACAAAGAUACCUUCUGGAUAGUCAUAAGACUGGGGCUGUGCAUGAGGAAUUUUAUCAGGACCGUGAUCUGACCGUAGGGGGCGACGUGAACGUGUUUGGGAGGAGAAUGAUCAUUGUGGACUGUGACCAAUUCACCAAAGACUAUUAUCGCUCCAAAUAUGGAAUUGAGGAUUUUACUCUAGCGCCGUACAAAACACCAGAGGCACCGCAGGUCCCCAGACUCCCACCCCCAUAUAAUGGCUUUGGGUCAGAGGAAGACUCCCUGAGAUCCUGUCAGGGUCUGCUGCCCAAAGCCCUGCAAAAGGAUUUCCGCAAAUUCAUGGAGAAAGACAGAAGUGGCCUGGAGAGCAACAUUCUAAACUUUCAGUCUAAGAUGGUGACAGACGAUCCAGUGGACAGAGAGCGAGUUUUCAUCAUCUCCUUCUACCUCAGCGAUGACACCGUCAGUGUCUUUGAACGUCCGCAGAAAAACUCAGGUGUAUUAGGAGGCAAGUUCCUGGAACGCGGUCGCGUAAAGAAACCGGGUCAAGAGGUGUUCAAGAGUGAACCGUCGGAGUACUUCAAAGCUCAAGACCUGUACGUCGGAGCUUCGCUGUGUCUCAACAGGCAUCACUUUCUGCUGCUAGACGCCGAUGAAUACACUUUGAGUUACAUGGAGCGACAUGCUGAGGAGUUUCCCAGAUCCAAUCUCGGAAACAUCCUGAGUAAGAUCAAAUCGGUUCCAGAGGAGAAACAGAGUGAAAUUAAGAAAUUUCUGGCACUCAACGACCCAGACAACACCGGCGUCAUUCCUUACUACACUCUAAGGAGCCUGCUUAGAGGUCUUGACUGCGACCUCUCUGAACACGAGCUUCUGGUUCUGGGUCGGAGUUUUACCGAGAGUCGGUGUCCCGAAGAAGACGUGGGAACAAUGUUGGCAACGGCUCAGGAGCUGCUCAGGAAGAAGCUGUUCGAACACUUCCAUGAGAUUAAGAGAGCGCUGGUGCACAGAGAUCGAUCGAGAAGUGGCCGUUUGUCCAUGUCAGAGAUGAGAACCCUUUGUAAAUCCUGUCGCCUCCCCCUGCCGGACUCCCUGCUCUCGGCUCUGCUCCACAAGUUUGCAGAGAGCGGCGAGGUCGACUACCAAGCCUUCAUCGCUGGCAUUAACUGGUUGGAAAACCCAGCUCCUCCAGUUACACCAGAACUCAUCGCAAAGUUUGAACUAAACAUGAGGCUGGAUGCUGGUGACGCUGCUGUGAAGAACAUCAACUACUCUUCUCUCCUGGGAGAUGUUUUUUCCAACAUUCCAUCAGGAAAUGGUGACCAGACCAAUGCACCCUCAGGUUAGACACACAGAGCCGCGAGGAGGAGCUUACAAAUCAUUUCUUCUCCCUACAUGAAGUUGACAUUAUGAUAAUGAAAUUACUUCACCAGCUUCACCAGGCUUUGAUAUGAUAAUGUGGGAAAAGUCCUACGCAACCGUUACGCUGCUUUUCCCCUGACGCUGAUCGGCUCUGACAGCCGAAGCAAACUCUCGUUCCUUAUUGAACAAUUUCAAUGUGUUGUUGUUUAUGUUUUCUAUUCUCGCUUCUCCGCAGCUGUUUGAUGAGAAUAGUGUCAGCGAAGUGAUUUAUGGCCAGGAAAAGAAUUAAUUCGAAAGAAGUCUGCGGCGAAAUGCGUUACGAUUUGAUUUGCGAUAUAAUCCUAGGAGUCGAGUUUCUGGUAAAUGUGGUUUUUAAACAUGAAACAAGUGUUCGAGUGCAUGAAUUCACUUUGAAAUUGGAAGUGAUUUACAUUCCAAUCCGGUAUAUAUAAAAAAAAAAAAAAAAACCUGAAUAUUU
Messenger RNA from Cynoglossus semilaevis (tongue sole), 2837 nucleotides. RefSeq names its product EF-hand domain (C-terminal) containing 2 (gene efhc2). Gene Ontology annotation, biological process: regulation of neuron projection development. The coding region runs from base 80 to 2344 and encodes 754 amino acids. Gene Ontology annotation, cellular component: microtubule. Lineage: Eukaryota; Metazoa; Chordata; Actinopteri; Pleuronectiformes; Cynoglossidae. The transcript has 15 exons. The record is from RefSeq and is a predicted model, not a curated record. Gene Ontology annotation, molecular function: calcium ion binding.